This is a messenger RNA of Paramecium sonneborni, 417 nucleotides long. NCBI's taxonomy places the organism in Eukaryota, Ciliophora, Oligohymenophorea, Peniculida, Parameciidae. The record is from the annotation of a GenBank genome assembly.
AUGCAAAGAGCAAAUUAGAAUGUUUUAAUGUAGGAAUCCAUCCAUAAAAAAAAGAAAUUAUAAGUUGAUUUAAUUACAAAACUAGAAAUGUUAAAUGAUAAAUUAUCUUCAUCAAUGAUUCAAAGUGUGAAAAAAAAAGAAACUCAAUUAAUAGUAUUAACGAAUAAGUUAAAAAAAAGAAUUUAAGAAAGUAGCCUAAAAAUGUCUGUUUAAGAAGAAAUUAGAGAAAUUAAAGAAGAGGUCUCUGUUCAAGCUGAAUAAAUAGAGUAAGUUCCAUAAAAAAUUCUUAAAGAAAAAAGUAAUUACUAUUUAGAAACUCUAACAAUAAAGUUAGCAUAACCUAAAAAUUUAGAUGAAGUACAUUAAAUAUAUUGAGAAUAGCUUGAAUUUUUUAGGAAACUUAAAAAACAGAAUUGA